AUGGCUGAGGGGGACGAGGUGGGGCGUGGGGCCCUUCUGGCGAGUGGCGAUGCGGAGCAGGCGUAUCUGCUUGACCGGAUUGGCCAGCAGGCGGCAAUAGAGAAGCUGCAAGGGGUGAAAAUUGUGCUGCGAAGAGGAAUCCCUACGCCGUCCGAGGAGGAACUAGCGUCCAUUACUGAUCGCCGUGUGAAACGGACGGAGAUGAUGAGGUUGGAGCGGCACCUUGCAUCUGUGAACAGGCGCACGGAGGCUUGGGACGACCACGUUUCAUACGAACCUCAGACUCGCUGCGUGGACGAGGCCCAGCCCGUGCACGUGGAGACGACGAGUCUGGAGGGACGCGCUGUGAUCCUUGCACCACUUCUGGCGAUGUUUCGCAUGCUAAUAUGCAACAAUCGUGCCAAGAAACGACUGGAGCGACUUCGUACGAGGCAGUCACUGCUUUUUCCCGAAAUCAUGACCAGGCUCAGUGAGCGGCAAACAGUUGUAGAGGCGGUUGGCCUCGUGGAGGAGCACGCGUCUGUGAUGCCAGCGUUUGUUAACCGGGUUGCCCCGUUGCCAAAGUUGUUUUUGAUGGCAUCUGCAUUUGACGUGAAACCACUCCGUAGUCCAUUUGUGUUUCUCUCGAGGCAGUAUAAAACCGAGCGACUGCCGGAAUUUGCUCUCGACCUUAGCCAAGCAGUGGACAAGGAGUAUGCUACGUAUGUGAAACCUGACCACAACGAGACUGCCGCUGUAACUCUUUCGGAUUUUGUUCAACCACUUGUGACACUUGAAACGUUUGAUGUACAUAGGCGAGCACAUGACGCGGUUCAUAGGCGAAACCUAGUGUUGGGGUACGACACCUUCAGCAGUGCUGCUCGAGAACCACAAGCCUUUGCGCAUGUCGAGAAGCGAGAAGAGGCAGGUAAGGCCGGUGACACUGUCAGCGGUGUUGAGCUCUUUCACGAACUCUCGCAUCUUGGCAUCCCCUCGAAGCUAGUGGGUCCUCUGCCUGAGGACUCAAUUAGCGGAAGUGACAGCGAGGAUGCUUCUUCACCGUUUCAGGCGGAUGUUUCUUGGGUGCCAGUGUCCUCCAUUCCCAAAAAGAAGGAUGCUGAUGAGUCACUGCGACCCUGA
Molecule: messenger RNA, 1119 nt
Organism: Trypanosoma conorhini
Lineage: Eukaryota; Euglenozoa; Kinetoplastea; Trypanosomatida; Trypanosomatidae
Exons: 1
Coding region: 1-1119 (372 amino acids)
Source: RefSeq, a predicted model, not a curated record